AGUGUUUCAUCUUUUCCAAUAUGCAAAAUAACUGUUGCCAUGCUUCCCAACUGAGGACGCUGCGCAGCCACUUCCUGAAGGUGGAGGUCACUCACACACCAUUUCUCACAUCUGUGUUUACAGUAAAGUUUAUCAGAAACCUGAUUUCUAGGAUGGGACAGCUGACUGCAACCGACACACACCAUUCUCACUGCCACUGAAACUUAAUGUUCAAUGGGGGAAAAUUGUUUUGAAGCCUGAAUCUACUCUCUGACUAGAAGAACGAACAGAAUACACUGGCUGUAAAGCCCGGCGUGCCCCGCUCUCUGCAGCCAGCAAGCUCUCCUGCAGCCCGAUCGCUCGGACACGAGCCUCCGUGUCCUGGAUCCCCAGACCCCCGGGAGUGGGAGGCUCAUCCCACCGCCCGCUGGAGUCUCCACCCCCUGAGUGCAUGGUUAAGUAGGACGGGAGCUGCUCAGAGACAUCAGAGACGCAGAAAACACAACGCCAGGCUGGUCAGGGGAGGAAAUCAUCAGCAGAAUACAGAAGAGAAAAAGCAAAAAGAUAACUUGAGGAGGUGAUGUGGAAAACACUCGGAAUGGAAGGCAGACUCCUCUGUCUCCUGCUGGCGGGAGCAAUCGUGACUGCUCAGUGCCAGGACUUACACACGCGUUUCAGACGGGGAGCCAGAUCUAGAGCCAUUUGCACAGACAAUUCAUCUGCAGAAAUGUACCACCACAGGGGGACCUGGCUGAGGCUCUCAGGGAGCAGAAUAGAAUACUGUAGGUGCGACAGCGGUCGGAGUCGCUGCCACACUGUACCUGUCAGAGCCUGCACUAGAAAUAAAUGCUACAACGGGGGCCAAUGUUCACAGGCGUAUUAUUCCCCACAGCUCUUCGUCUGCCAGUGCCACCAAGGUUUCUCUGGGAAGCAGUGUGAAAUAGAUACUGAAGCUCAGUGCUACAAAGAUGCUGGAGUAACAUACAGGGGUACCUGGCGCAUGACAGAGAGUGGAACCCAAUGUUUAAAUUGGAAUAGCAAUGGCUUGCUGGACCGAACAUACAGCGGGCGAAGAGAAGAUGCUGCUGAGCUGGGACUGGGCAACCACAACUAUUGCAGAAACCCAGAUGAGGAUUCCAGACCUUGGUGCUAUAUCUACAAAGGGGGAAAGUACACCUGGGAACACUGCAGUGUGCCGUCCUGCUCAAAAGUUGGAAAUAUCAACUGCAAAUCUGGAAGAGGCACAGAUUACCGAGGCGGCCACAGUGUUACCAGUUCUGGAGCUACCUGUUUGAGGUGGAAUUCUCGAAUCCUUGUCAACAAGUUAUAUACUGCUUGGAGAAGAGAUGCUUACCAGCUGGGCCUUGGUAGUCACAAUUUCUGCCGGAAUCCUGACAACGACAGCAAGCCCUGGUGCCAUGUACUGAAAGGAAAUCAGCUCACGUGGGAGUACUGCAAUGUGCCUACUUGCUCCACCUGCGGCUUACGGCAGCGCAGGGCACGGCAGCACAGGAUUAAAGGUGGCUCCUACGCAGACAUCGCAGCCCACCCGUGGCAAGCUGCCAUCUUUGUGAAAUACCGCCGAGCGCCUGGAGAGCACUUCCUCUGCGGAGGAAUCCUGAUCAGCUCCUGCUGGGUUCUGUCAGCCGCCCACUGUUUUGAGGAAGGCUUUAGUACAAAUCAGCUGAAGAUUGUGCUGGGCAGGACUUCCCGAGCAACUCCUGAGGACAAUGAACAAAAGUUCCAAGUGAAGAACUACACUGUGCAUCAGAGAUUUGACUCGGAAAAUUUCAACAAUGAUAUUGCUCUGUUGCAGUUGGACUCAGAUGCAGAAGACUGUGCUGUCGAAACAGCCACUGUGCGUGCCGCCUGCCUCCCAACGCCAGGACUGCAGCUGCCCGACUGGACUGAAUGCGAGAUCUCUGGUUACGGCAGAAAUGAAGAAUUUUCUCCAUUCUAUUCAGAGCACCUGAAGGAAGGCCACGUCAGACUGUUUCCAGCCAGCCGGUGCACACCCCAGCAUCUAGACAACCGGACAGUUACAGACAAUAUGUUAUGUGCAGGAGACACCAGGCAUCUUGACGAUGCCUGCAAGACAUGUCAUAUCUUAACACAGGGCUGGGCCAGUGAAGACACGCUGACACCUCAUCCCCUCAUAGAAAACAAGACCUACGUGACUGACAUGGUACAUUUUUGGCCUGAAGAGCGAGCAAAUCCACUCCUUGAACUCAGUGAAACGUAACUCAGCCUACACUCGUGUUCUGAUUGGCACCUGGAAGAAAAGGCUCACAUGAUACUCGUUUGACCAAGCACCCACAUCUCCUGCGCUCUGGCAAGUCUGGUCACAAGACAUUUCAAAUCGAGAGAACACAAUCCUGUUGUUGGCAGGCAGAGGACAGAAAUCUUCACUAUUUCUCUAAACUGACCAGCAGUGGUAUUGGCCGUAGCACAGAGGCUGCUCUGGGGCAACUCCUGUGACCGACUUCCACAGGAAGCAAAUACGCUUCCAAUAUCACUAGAUGUAAGCACAUAGGCAGGUUGUCACUAAUUGACUAAAACGCAUAGCCAUGAAUCGCAAAAACUCCUUGUAAGAACGAGGUCUUAGUUCACAGGUCCUUGAAGAAAUGCGGCUGCAAACCAGAGAUGUAAAUCUUGGUUGCUGAGAGGUCCCUCCUGUACACAGAGGCUGAUCUUGAAUCCCUCGCCAUCCCAACGUACAUCCCUCAUCACCUCCAGGCCUCCGGAUCCUCACAGGUGCAGGAUAAGAAUUACGAGGCACUAAAAAGAGAAAACUAAGGGCUGCUGGCUGGAAGGGCUCCCCGCUCGCCUCUCGUCCCGCUCCCCUUCUCCCCGCGGCGGUGACCGAGGGCUCUGGCUCCCGCAAAGCCCGGCACAUGCCGACCGGCCCCCGCUCCGCCGCACCUG
Messenger RNA from Columba livia (rock pigeon), 2904 nucleotides. RefSeq names its product plasminogen activator, tissue type (gene PLAT). Bases 560 to 2221 code for a protein of 553 amino acids. The transcript is spliced from 14 exons. Gene Ontology annotation, cellular component: extracellular region. Gene Ontology annotation, biological process: smooth muscle cell migration; platelet-derived growth factor receptor signaling pathway; plasminogen activation. The record is from RefSeq and is a predicted model, not a curated record. Gene Ontology annotation, molecular function: serine-type endopeptidase activity. Lineage: Eukaryota; Metazoa; Chordata; Aves; Columbiformes; Columbidae.